This is a messenger RNA of Eremomyces bilateralis CBS 781.70, 4101 nucleotides long. RefSeq lists its product as uncharacterized. Gene Ontology annotation, molecular function: structural molecule activity; protein binding. Gene Ontology annotation, biological process: COPII-coated vesicle cargo loading; endoplasmic reticulum organization; endoplasmic reticulum to Golgi vesicle-mediated transport. The coding region runs from base 218 to 3970 and encodes 1250 amino acids. NCBI's taxonomy places the organism in Eukaryota, Fungi, Ascomycota, Dothideomycetes, Eremomycetales, Eremomycetaceae. The transcript is spliced from 5 exons. Gene Ontology annotation, cellular component: COPII vesicle coat; endoplasmic reticulum exit site. The record is from RefSeq and is a predicted model, not a curated record.
CCCAGUUCAAUUCAAGGUCAUCGUGUCCUCAAUAACAACAUCAUAAUAGCUGCCGACUCCCCGAUCCUUCAUACACCAUCCGAGGGCCUUCUACUCUGUCAUAUUACCAACUCGUGGACAUUCCUGUGUCAUUCUUGUGGAUGGUGUGGUCUCGGAGUCCACCAACGUAAUCUUUUCCAUCGCGAUUCCUUGUUCCCCUCCAUAUCCCGCCAGCGAUAUGGUGCGUCUUCGAGAAAUCCCCCGGACAGCUACGUUCGCCUGGUCUCCGGGCCCAGCGAAUCCCCAAAUCGCGACCGGUACUCGAGCCGGCGCGGUUGAUGCCGACUUCUCAAAUGAAACGGUGCUGGAGUUGUGGGACCUAGCUCUCGACGAUGCUGACCAGAAGGGGGAGCUCAGCCCGGUUGGGAAGAUCAAUACGGACUCCAGAUUCCAUGAUAUCGCAUGGGGUCAGCCAAGCGAAGCUCACCCCCGAGGACUGAUUGCAGGAGCGCUUGAGAAUGGAUCAUUGGAUCUUUGGGAUGCGGAAAAGCUCCAGAACGGCUCGAGCAACGCCUUCGUAUCGCGGGCCUCGAAACAUUCAGGGCCCAUUAAGACCCUGCAAUUCAAUCCAUUCCGACCCGAGCUCCUUGCCACAGCUGGUGCGAAAGGAGAGGUGUUCCUCACCGACGUGAACAAUGCCGCCAACUCUACCAAAUUGAGCACCGCAACCGGCCGUGCUGAUGAUUUCGACGCGCUGGAUUGGAACAAAAAUGUCCCCCAUAUCCUGGCAACCGGAAGCAGCGGAGGAUAUGUUACAAUCUGGGACGUGAAAGCCAAGAAAGAGAACAUGACGUUGAUGAUCCCCGGGCGGAAGCCAGUCAGCGCUGUUGCAUGGGAUCCCACCAAUCCGACGAAACUCCUUACUGCGAUACCAAGUGACCAGGAGCCCGUAAUCCUGGUGUGGGACCUUCGAAACUCGAACGCUGGACCGGAGCGUCAAUUGAGGGCCCAUGAUCAAGGAGUACUGUCAGUUUCCUGGUGUCUUCAGGAUCCGGAUUUGCUUCUGUCCUGUGGUAAAGACCACCGGACAAUUUGCUGGAACCCUCACACCGGCGACGUACUUGGCGAGUUCCCCGUCGUGACUAAUUGGACCUUCGAGACCAAGUUCCAUCCGCAUAACCCUAAUAUCUUGGCCACGGCAGCAUUCGAUGGCAAGAUAGCGGUUCAGACGAUCCAGAAUACCAACUUCGAUAAGGAGAAGGCGGCCCAAGAAGCUAAUCUGAAUGUCGAUGCGGCGGACUUUUUUGCCAGUGCCCAGUCACAGCUACAAGGGGUUCCUUUCUCCCUUCCUAAAGCUCCAAAGUGGCUUGAGCGACCUGUAGGCGCGUCAUUCGGAUUUGGUGGCAAGCUGGUUAGAUUUGCCCCGUCGAAGGGCGAGACGAGGAAGUCCACCAUUAGCAUUUCGACCUUUGCCGUGAGCUCCGAUGUUGGCGCCGCCGGCCAAGCAUUCGAAGAGGCUUUCCAAAAGGGGAACCUGGUGGAGAUUUGUGAAUCGAGGAUCUCCGCUGCCAAAUCUGAGGAAGAAAAGGCAGAUUGGGCGGUUAUCGAAACGCUCGUCUCCUCCAACUCCCGGCAAAAGCUGAGAGACUACCUUGGAUUUUCAACGGCAAAAGAGUCAGGUGUGGAUGCGGAGGAUGUGCCGCAGACCAAUGGCCAAAAAGCUGCCGAAGGCGAGUCCUCGUUCUUUGACGGUGCUGGGAGCGGAGACGAUUUCCUCUCGAGCCUUGCCUUGUCGAAGGGAGUUAAGACGAACAAUCCGUUCCAACUCUACACAGGCUCCGAGAGUGAUGCCGACCGGCAAAUCACUAAGGCGCUUAUGUUGGGCUCGUUUGAAGAAGCAGUUGAUAUCUGCCUGAAGGAGGACCGAAUGUCGGACGCAUUCAUGAUCGCGGUUUGCGGAGGCCAGAAAUGCAUCGAUAAGACCCAAUCUGCAUACUUCAAGCAAAAGUCGAAAGGCCCAAGUUACCUACGCCUACUCGCUUCAAUCGUCGGCAAGAAUCUAUGGGAUGUCGUCCACAACGCUAAUUUGGAAAAUUGGAAAGAGGUCAUGGCAACCCUGUGUACAUUUGCAGAUGAAACUGAAUUUCCGGAUCUCUGUGAAGCUCUGGGGGAUAGGCUCGAAGAGUCAAUCCCGAACGCCAAAGACGAAGAAUCACUCAGAAAGGAUGCCACCUUCUGCUUCAUGGCUGGCUCCAAGUUGGAGAAGGCGGUUACGAACUGGGCACAGGAAUUGCAAGAGCGCGAAAAGGCUGCCCUGAAAUCCGCCGAAACCGAUGACAGUUUCUCGAUUCAUGCAUACUCCCUUCAGAGCUUCAUUGAAAAGGUCACCGUCUUCAGACAGGUCACCAACUACCAAGAUCCGGAAACAAGCGCUACUUCGGGAUGGAAACUGGCUCCCCUCUACGCAAAAUAUAAUGAGUACGCUGAUAUCGCAGCGUCGCAUGGGAACCUCAAGAUCGCCGAGAAGUACUUGGAUUUGUUACCGACCAGCUACCCCGAGGCAGAAUUGGCCCGAAGUCGCGUCAAGCAAGCCACCAGAAAAGCUCCGGCUCAGCAAACCCAAUCGGGAGCCUCUCGAUCCCGUGUUGCGCCAACUUACCCUACGGCUCAGGCACCACUGAAUACAGGAGGAUACCCGCAGCCAUAUCAGCCUACUGGGAGUGCUGCUGCUGCUCCGCCGAUGCUUUCGCAGCCUUCAAAUCACUCGUACACUCCAAUGGGAUAUCAACCACCAGGGCAAGCCAUUCCUCCCCCUCAGCCAUUUGGAUAUCAACCUCCGGGUCAACAGCAGCCUUCCGCUGUACCGCCUCCGCCGUCAAACUUCAAUUCCGCAUCGACAGCUCCACCCCCGCCUAGGUCAUCGUCAGCGACCAAUUGGAACGACACGCCUGAUUUUGGAGGCAAACCCACUCCUAGACGAGGAACACCUAUGAAUGGCCCUCCGUCUAACACCUACACUCCCCCUGCUUAUGGCCAAGCAGUCACCUCUCCGCCACCUCCAAUGGGAUCGCCUUUCUCGCCCCAACAAAGAGCAACCCCGCCGCUCGCUCCCCCGCCGAGAGGCCCAUCACGCCUCUCAUCACCGCCUACCGCAGCUCCAACAGAGUCUCUUGCAUCUGAUCGACCGGCGUCUUCAGCGGGGAGACAAUACGCGCCCCCGACCCAACCAAUGCAAACCAUACCACCGCCGAUGGCACCGCCGGUUGCUCGCGGUCCAUCGCCCUACCAACCACCUCCAUCCUCUUCCGGUUCAGCUACCCAUGGAGGCCGCUACGCUCCAGCACCGAGCCCACAGCCUGCUGCUGGUGUAGGACACCCCCCUCCUCCUGGGACUGGGCCUCCUCCCCGAGGACCCACCCCCGUUGCGCCUCCGCCGAAUCCCUAUGCUACUAUUGGAGGCGCAGGUGCCGGCGCAGGUCCCAUAGCGUCUCAGCCUCCGCCUGUAACCAUGGGCGCUCCAACACCUCCCGCCCAACCCCUGGCACCUCCUCCAAGAGGCCCGCCUCCAGGUGGUCCUCCACGAGCCGGCCCGCCUUCCACGUACAAGGCGACUCCGACUCCGCCGGUGGAGAGGAAGAGCUAUCCAGCAGGAGAUCGUUCGCACAUCCCGCCCCGCUCAAUGCCGAUCUUCGAGAUUCUCAGCGCGGAUAUGCGACGAGUAAAAUCAAAAGCUCCCGCGCAAUACGAGCGGGAAGUCAACGAUACGGUCAAACGGCUUGACAUUCUCUUCGACCAUCUCAACAACGAGGAUCUGCUUAAGCCAGACACGGUUGGCGAGAUGUUGGAGGUUGCAGAGGCAGUCAAGAACCGGAACUACGAUGGUGCGCAGUCGAUUGUUACCAAUAUCAUGAGUCGGAAGGCGGAAGAGGGUGGGAAGUGGCUGGUUGGAGUCAAGCGGUUGGUGGUGAUGAGUCGCAAUACGCGAGAUUGAUUUUGAAAAAGCUCGGUUGGUGGUUUGGUAAAGCCAGCAGCUUGGCAUAUAUACCACGCAGCGCUUCCAUGUCUGUCUCGAUGCUAAAUCACAUAGAUUCCAAUGCAUCAUCCAUCCUGAUCCCAGCUCUC